GUAACUUCGAGAUCGAGACCAUUCAUAAACUUAAUUUGAAUCCGUGUCUCAAACCGUGGUAUCAAAAGCCUGUUAUCCUCACUCAGGGAUAUAUGCAAUAUGUUUGGGAUAAUGAGAACAAUAGAUAUUUAGAUAUGUUCGGAGGAAUAGUGACCACUGGUGUCGGUCACUGUCACCCAAAACUGGUAGACGCGGCCACUAAACAGCUGAAGAAGUUGUGGCACACGAGUAGUGUUUACUAUAACGAAGAGGUCCACGAAUACGCCUCAAACUUAGCCAAUCGACUCCCGGAACCGCUUAAUAAUAUUUUUUUCUGUAAUUCCGGUUCAGAAGCCAAUGAUAUCGCUAUUCUUAUGGCCAGACUUUACACCAAAUCCUACGAUAUAAUAGCAUUGCGUAACGCAUAUCACGGCGACUCUACCAGCACUCAACCCCUGUGUGGCGUUCAGAGUUGGAAAUUCCCGAUUCCCUCACACUUUGGUGUCCAUCACACCACUAAUCCCGACCCAUAUUCCGGCCGUUUUGGUGGCAAUAAAUGUCGCGAUUCUGUGGUCCAAACGACCCGCGACUGUGACUGCGGUGUCGAUGAAUGCAAUGCUUGCGAUCGUUAUAUCGAAGAUCUUCAACAGGUGUUUGACUCGACUUUACCCAAAACUGUGUGCGCUUUCAUCGCUGAGUCCAUACAAGGCGUCGGAGGAGUCGUUCAGUUUCCCAAACAAUUCCUGAAGAGAGCCUUUCAAAUGGUUCGAGAAAGAAAUGGUAUCUGUAUUAUGGAUGAGGUUCAAACGGGUUUCGGGAGAACCGGAACUCACUUCUGGGGUUUCGAAGGACACGAAGUGAUUCCCGACAUAGUGACAAUGGCUAAGAGUAUAGGGAAUGGGUUCCCAUUGGCUGCUGUGGCCACCACCGCAUCCAUAGCCAACACAUUGACUUCUGCCUCAUAUUUCAAUACAUUUGGCGGAAAUCCCGUAAGAAUUUCAGAAUUUCUAUUAUUAUAGAAAAUAAUUUAAUAAAAUUCAAUCAUUUUCUCGAAUCGUUAUACAAAUCAAAAGAAAUUAUU
Medioppia subpectinata is the source of this 1060-nucleotide messenger RNA. Lineage: Eukaryota; Metazoa; Arthropoda; Arachnida; Sarcoptiformes; Oppiidae. The record is from the annotation of a GenBank genome assembly.